GCGUGUAGAAGCGUUGAAACUUUGUUAGGUCAAAGGUUGCAGCGCGGGAACGAGGCUGUGCAGUUUGUCCAUUUCCUGAUGUGAGCCCAGCUGUGUAAGACUGAGGACUUUUCUCAUAUUUCGCAAUUUUUCUCGUCUUCAAAAACCAGGAUGGGGUCUAGAAGGUGGUUCCAUCCCAACAUCUCGGGAAUCGAGGCGGAGCAGCUUCUCCUGGACCGGGGGAUGGACGGCAGCUUCCUGGCCAGGCCCAGUAAAUCUCAGCCUGGGGACUUCACCCUGUCGGUCAGGCGUCAGAGUGAAGUCACACACAUCAAGAUCCAGAACACGGGCGACUUCUACGACCUCUAUGGCGGGGAGAAGUUUGCCACGCUGGCGGAACUUGUGGAACACUACACGCAGAAUCAGAACCAGCUCCGAGAGAAGAACGGAGAAAUCAUCGAGCUGAAGUUUCCUCUCAAUUCUGCAGAUCCAACAACUGAGAGGUGGUUCCAUGGCCACAUCUCUGGGAAGGAGGCGGAGCGAUUGAUGAUGGAGCAGGGCAAGAACGGCAGCUUCCUGGUGCGCGAGAGUCAGUCCAAGCCUGGCGACUUCGUGCUGUCUGUGCGCUGCAACGACAAAAUCACUCACGUCAUGAUCAGGCACCAGAAAUUAUCGGCAUUGGAUGAUGGGAAGUAUGAUGUUGGAGGGGGGGAGAAGUUUGACAGCCUGACUGAUCUGGUGGAACACUACAAGAAGAACCCUAUGGUAGAGACAUCAGGGACUGUUGUUCAUCUUAAACAGCCCUUCAAUGCCACCAGAAUCAACGCCUCCAGCAUCGAGGACAGAGUCAAGGAGCUACAGAAGGACAACCCGGUUCACGAGGGGAAGGCAGGCUUCUGGGAGGAGUUUGAGUUUUUGCAGCAGCAGGAAUGCCGAGCAGACACCCGUAGCAGGAAGGAAGGGGCGCGACCUGAGAACAAGACUAAGAACAGAUAUAAGAACAUUCUGCCGUUUGAUGAGACUCGGGUGAAACUGAAGGACAUAGACGUCAAUGUCCCCUGUGCAGAGUACAUAAAUGCCAACUAUGUUCUGCCGGAUGGGGAGGAUGGUGAACGUAAGAAGCAGUACAUUGCCACACAGGGCUGCCUCCCAGCGACUGUCAACGACUACUGGAAGAUGAUCUGGCAGGAAAACACAAGGGUCAUCGUCAUGACAACCAAGGAGGUAGAGAGGGGAAAGAACAAAUGUACCAGGUACUGGCCUGAACCGGGGACCAAGAAGUCGUACGGCACCCUGCUCAUCAGACAUCUGUCCGAGACCAACUUCCCAGACUACACCCUCAGGGAACUCGAGGUCACAAAGGAGGGAGAGAACAACCCCCCACGCACCAUCUACCACUACCAUUUUAAGGCAUGGCCUGAUCACGGGGUCCCAGGGGACCCCGGCUGUGUACUAAACUUUCUCCACGAGACCAACACCAAACAGGAAUACAUCCCAGACGUUGGACCAAUGGUAGUACAUUGCAGUGCUGGUAUUGGGAGAACUGGCACAUUCAUCGUCAUUGACAUCAUUCUCAACCUGAUCAAGAAAUUUGGUCUGGACUGUGAGAUUGACAUCCAGAAGACCAUCCAACACAUGCGAACACAGCGGUCAGGCAUGGUGCAGACGGAGGCUCAGUACAAGUUUGUGUACAUGGCCGUGCAGCACCACAUCGAGACAGUGUCCAAGAGAAUAGCUGCACAAACGAAAGUUCCAGGAAGAGACUACACGAACAUCAAGUACUCGAAUGAAGAUGCAGGAGGCAUGGACCCUCGACUGGUCAAACCUCCGCCCGGCCCCACUUCUCCAGCCAUCCCACCAGUCUCAACCGGACCUCCAACCGCACCCAGACCUGAACAGUCCAAGACUCUCCCACAGACUCCAGAGCCAGAGAAACCAGUGUACGAGAAUGUUGGGAAGCUGAGAGAAAAGCAAAACUUCCGUGAACCUCCUGUGCCCAAGAAGCCAACAUAACAGUCGCUCGGACUCUGCUGGGAAUUUACUACAACCAACCACACCAAACCCGUAUGAGCACCGAAACAUGGCAUUUUUCAACUGGUCAUUUUGACCAGUAAAAGUUGACAUAAGAAGAGCAUCACAGCUGUUGAGACAAUAAGCUUUUUUUAUUCUUGUGGCAAAAAAAAUUCCAUAAGAUUGACAGACUGACAGCUAAAGUUGAUAUCUGACAAAAAAGUUAUCAUUGCCAACCGGAUAAGCGUAUUAAUUUUGAAAUUAUUUUAAGUGGUAUUUUGCUGGUAUUGUUGCAGGAAUCUUAUUUGCAGGAAUGCCACUUGGUAAAUAAUGAAUUCAAAUUACUAAUCAAAAAUAUAUUAUCAAUUUUUAAAUUUCACUGUCUUAAAUGGGGUUUUUGGAGACAGUUAUUUUUUCAAAUUUCAAGAGUAAACCAUAUAUGGUCUUUGAUGUUGUUAAAAGUAUGCAGAUGACUACAAUAUAGUUAAAUGUUUUAAUCUGGUCCAAUAGGGUACAAGAAUCAUGUGUCAAGUCUAGGACAACAUCUAAUGUAUAUACAUCUAUGAUGAAGUUAAGAAAUCAAGAUCUAAGUUGAACGUUUAAUAGUUUGAUAAUGCAUGUCUGUUAGGCUAUACGCAUUGGUCAACAGAAGCUUCUAGCAUCCAGGCAAUAUAUAGCACAGCUGUAUUUUCUCUCUUGUGAACUCUAAACCAAACAUUAACAUCCCUCUGUAACAAUGUUUGAAUGUAUUGCAUAUAAGAACUACGAUAUGAUGGUAAUUCAGCUUAACCUGUUAUGUUUUGUACUAUU
Branchiostoma floridae (Florida lancelet) is the source of this 2799-nucleotide messenger RNA. RefSeq names its product tyrosine-protein phosphatase non-receptor type 11-like. Gene Ontology annotation, biological process: protein dephosphorylation. The transcript is spliced from 17 exons. Gene Ontology annotation, molecular function: protein tyrosine phosphatase activity. The record is from RefSeq and is a predicted model, not a curated record. NCBI's taxonomy places the organism in Eukaryota, Metazoa, Chordata, Leptocardii, Amphioxiformes, Branchiostomatidae. The coding region runs from base 151 to 1992 and encodes 613 amino acids.